This is a messenger RNA of Parnassius apollo (apollo), 2022 nucleotides long. The record is from the annotation of a GenBank genome assembly. Lineage: Eukaryota; Metazoa; Arthropoda; Insecta; Lepidoptera; Papilionidae.
AUGAGUUUUACAUUUGGCCAGUCAACCACUACCACAACCGGGACCACUUUUGGCACCAAUACUUUAUCAGGGGGGAAUUUAUUCGGAGCGGGUGAUUCCAAACCUUUUCAAAGUCCUGGAACCGAUAACAAAGUGAGUUUCUUCAGUACUCCCACAACAAGCGCACCUGCAUUUGGCAGUUUCGCAUUCAGUCCAAAAACUACAGCAUCUAGUUCAGGGCUUUUUUCAAGUCCGACAACAACAACCGCCAGUUCAGCAUUUGGAGCAUCUAAGCCACUAUCAUUUGGAGGUUUCACAUCCCCUCCAAAUCAAACUGUUGGUAGCCCUGGGUUUGGACAACCAGCCACUCAGAAUGCGCCACAAAACCUGUCUUUUGGUCAAACAUCCACAACACAACAACAGUCCACACCGGCUUUUGGAGCCCCUGCAACCCAAGCAGCCUCCUCUUUUGGAACUCCAACUGCUUCUGGUUUUGGCUUUGGCUUCUCGAAACCUGCCACAAAUACUGGUUUCACAUUAACUCCUACUUCUGGUUUCUCGGUGCCGCAAACAACUGCCACAACAGCAGCGACCCAACCAGCCCAGUCAAGUUUCUCACUGACGCCAGCUACAACCUCGGCUAGUGGUUUUGCACAGAGCACUCCAGGUUUCUCACAAAUGUUCGGAAAGCCGUCAUUAAGUUUCGCACCGACCACUACCACAACAGCGACUGCAGUGACUGCUACAUCUGCCGCUCCAUCUUUUGGUACACCAGCAACAUCCAGUUUCACGCUCGGCCAACCGCAAACAACUUCAACAGGUUUCUCCUUUGGCCAACCACAAACAACAACGACAACAACGAUAUCUUCUGGUUUCUCCAUUAAUCAAGGACAAACACCAACAACCAGUUUUGCUACAAGUCAACCUCAAGCAACGAGUCAAGCCCAACCAAGCUUAAGCUUUGGAACAACACAAACAGCCACACCAACAACAAGCCAGCAAACUACAUCCACACUUAGUUUUGGUGGGGGUGGUGCGUCAAAGCCCACGACUGGGCUAACAUUCCCGACAAGCCAAGCGGGCUUAAGCCUUAGUACGGCUCAAACAACCAGUCUCAGUUUUGGUGGUACUUCAACAACAUCAACAGCUCAAGCACCAAGUGGUUUUGGUGUACCUGCAGCUACAACAACUACAAGUUUUUCGACCAGCCAACCCGCGACGGCGCCAGCUACAUCUGCGAUCAGUUUCAGUGCAACUACUACGAGUAGUGCGUUUGGUGUUUCUGGGACUAGCAGUGGACUGUCAUUUGGUAAACCCACUGCUACGACAGCUACUUCUGGAACUGCCACAUCAGCGCCCUCUGGUGUACUGUCACUGGGUAAAUCUACCGCAGCUUCUACUAUGCCAACAUUAACUACCACUACAACUACAACAGCCGCAGCACCGCCGCAACCAAUUAGCUCAAUAACAUUCGCACAACUUGAAGAGAACAUAAACAAAUGGACCCUGGAGUUGGAAGAACAAGAGAAGAUAUUUAUAAACCAAGCCACACAGAUCAACGCUUGGGAUAGACUGCUCAUCGCUAAUGGAGAGAUGAUCGUAGAAUUGAACGACACUAUCCAGACGGUUAAAAACGAGCAGCAGAGCUUGGAACAUGAACUAGACUUCGUGUUGGCACAACAAAAAGAACUGGAAGACAUCCUGACCCCGAUGGAAAAACAACUGGUCAACGAAACCGGCGAUAGGCUGCGUGACCCCGAGAGAGAACAUUUGUAUUCACUAGCCGAGAAUUUAGAUACACAGCUAAAACAAAUGUCCGAAGACCUGAAAGAAGUUAUAGAACACCUGAAUGAGACCAAUAGAAGUCAAGAUACAAACGACCCUAUCGUCCAAAUCGGUCGUAUUCUGAACGCGCAUAUGUCUUCAAUGCAGUGGAUCGACAACUCGAUCGCACAGAUAUCAACAAAACUUGACCAGUUGAAAGCUACACAUGAUACACUUCGAAGAGAUAAUGAAAGAUCUUUCCAACUUACAUAUAAUUGA